Molecule: messenger RNA, 14800 nt
Organism: Porites lobata
Lineage: Eukaryota; Metazoa; Cnidaria; Anthozoa; Scleractinia; Poritidae
Source: the annotation of a GenBank genome assembly
AUGGCGGCUUCGUCCUCCUUCUUUUUGUGGGUCAGUUUUAUUUCUCUUUUACUGUGUUGCUGUUCCUAUAAAGCCUUUCCAGUUCCUGUUUUUAUAUGGUCUAAAGAUAGGUAAGUAUUAUUAUCGCCCUUUCGUUGAAAUAAAUCAUCAUUUUACGGUAAAUUCGUUCGAUGGAAUUUGUUGCGGGUUUUGACAUUCUCUGCUGUAAGUUUAUAAAUCUUGACAAGACAGCUGUUUUUCACGCAAGACAGGUGAUUCUGAAACAUUUUCUGAAAAAACUAGUUAUAAAAUACUGCUGUUCAAUAUCGUAUUCUUUAAUCAGCUAUCAAAGUUACCACUUAUUUGGUAAGUCUUUACUUUUGAUAGUGGACGUCUAGAGCUAAAUCGUGUAUAAAAAUUCAAUCAAUGUUUAUGUAUGCCUUUUGUUUAAUAUUAGCAGAACUCUGUAAAACAGAAAGUGAACAUCGAUUCGUUUAGUUUUUCUUCAAAUUUUUGCUCUCUUUUUCCUAGUGAAUUGAGCAGUUCUACUCCAGUAUUGGCAGGCCAUACAUUAAAAGAAUGGGAUUUCCGAGAGAAAUAUCUAAAUAAAUUAUUCCAAACUCCUCAAGUCGUUAGUGUUUUUCUGCAAGACAGGGUAAGUAAGAGAGUUAACGGCUUUGAGUGCAGACUGUAAAAGUUUCUGUGUAAUCCUUUCUCAAUACAAACCCAGCAGUCUGGUAACAAACUUUUUAAGUUGGUUGCCCUUCUGGAAACAAAGCCUCACAAUCCAGUUUCCCGAGGAAGAAUAUGAGUUGCCCAAAAUAUUUUGGUGUAAACAAAUUAAUUAAUGCUAUAUCUGCAAAACAGGAUCCUUUUUAUUAACUUUAUUAUAUUCGUGUUCCAAGUUAUCAGAGAAUAAAUAAGGAUGAUACUUUCUCCUUGUAAAGCCAAAUUGCAAUAGGUUUGAACUUAAAAUAAUUUUUUUCAUUCAUGAUUGAAAUCCUCAUGGUAAGAAAAUUUUUUUUAAAAUAAUGCACAUGUAGAAUCAUUUCCUGUUACAACUUGUCUAGCCACAUCUAGACAAACUGACACACGUCACCCUUGCAGAACAGAAAAUGGUUGGAGUUCAGUACUACAUUUAAUCACAUUUUUUGUGUUUUACUCAAUGAAUAUCACCAAAUAUUUUGUAGAAUAAAAUAUUAAGCAGAAUUUUAAUCUAAACAAUGCACAAAAUCUAACAUUUUGAAGGUGCUAACACAAACUGACCUACGUGGCAAAUGCAACAGUUUCUCUAGAAGAUUUGUCUAACUGAAAAAGAAUGUGAAACUCAGGUUUUCACUUGUAGGAGGAGGGUUAUUCAGGGCUGUCAAAAAGCUCUAAAAUAGAAGGCUUAUAAUGAGUAGUAGGCAGCUUUGGAACUUGUGCCGAACAAGUUUGCCAGGGCCAGAGGCUGGAGAUUCUAAGGGGGUCUGGGGGCAUUACCCCUGGAAAAUUUGGAAAGUUAAAGUCUUCUCAGAAAUGGCAUUUCCAGGGGUUUUAAACGCAUAUUUUCCUCUGAACAAAUGUGCUCAGUAACGCUUGCUUCUUCGCUCCAGAGACCAUGUUGAUUUUUCAGAUUACAUGCAAUCCUGGAAACUAAUGUCCCAGACAUUCCAUGACAUUUGUAUGCUUCAAACUUGAGUUUUACAGACCUAAACCUGUUAAAAUAUGCAUUAAGUACCACUCAAAACUAGGAAAUGUAUGCUCUACAAAUUCAUUCGAUAGUACUUUACUUUUUCUUUAUAGCUCUUAUGGUAGAAGGAUAUGAAAGUAGCUGGCUAAAGAUGGCUAACUAUGUAGCUGGCGGUUUUGGCCGGCUACUGGCCCUUAAUGACAGCCCUGCUUAUUUUGCCUAUAAAGAUUCUUCUUUUUUUGCAGCUCAGUAUUGAUGAUAUAACUCAUUAUGGUGAUGCAUACAGUGCUGGAAAUCAUGGGGCAGCUUUCUCUAACCUUAAGGCUGCUAUGGAGACUGCCAAUUCAUCUGCCGUUCUCCCUUCAGUAGAACUGUCAUCUUCUGGAGGAAAUUCUGAUGAGUUAGUUUACUUGAUCAGAAAAAUGGCUACUGGCAAUGUCCAAGAGUUUACACAAGAAGGUAACUUAGUGUGUAUGUGCCAUCAGAAGGGGAGGAAUUGGACAGCUAGAAAGUCCUUUUGGUUCUAUUUUUCUUUUGUUUUUAUGUAAGUAGCCAGGGGUUAUGCCUAUGUUCACCAGGGAAAAUACCUGACGCCAGCCUCUUAGCCUCUUGCAUGUGCUUGUAUAUAUUCUGUUGACUGGUUACUGUGUUUUCCUUAAUUUUAGAGGCUGGAAACUUUAAUAUUGGGGAAUUUUCUUUGGAUCAUGAAAAGACCAAUGUUUUUAUCUUCCAUUUACGUCCUGCUUCAUUGAGGUUUGUGUGUGUUUAAAAGUAAGAUUAAUAUUUAAUGCAUAAAUAGAAAACAAAUCAAUUUUUUACAAAAGCUGCUUGAGUUUAACUGACAAUCUAUUAUAUUUUUUUCCAAUCUUAUAGUGCCCCAGAGGAAAUUUUUGCCCUGAACGGUAAGUUACUUGAGGAAGGGGUUUCUAAGAUCAUAGAUUAUUCUUUAUUGCUGAUCACCUACGUGCAUGAAAUAGCCUUAUUUCAAAAAAAAUAAAUAUAAAUAAUGGACAAGGAAAGCAGAAAUGUAAAGAAAAGUAGUGACAAACAAGACAAUAGUUGAGGGCUACUUGUGUAGAGCAAACAAUAAAUAAAUUAUGAAAUUAUUAUUAAUAUGAAGAAAGACAAAAUUAUUGGUCACAAGUGUUUGCAGCCAAGUGCAAAGUGUAUUUUAGUUUACACGUACACUUCAGUUUAUGCAUGUAUUACAGUCUGCAACUCUACAGCAUUGGUAACCAACUUUUUUUUCACAGUUAAUAUUAUUAACUUUAAAUGUGCUCAUACAUGUACAUGUGUCUAGAUAUUCCUACUUUUUCUUGGUCUGUCCCUCAUUUUUCUUUUUUCAAGGAUUAUUAAGCCUCAUUUACAUGCAACUUAUUUUUUUCUGAAAUUGGUGUAUUCUUAUAGGCAUAAAAACAGAACUUGAAACACCCCUGAAUUAAAAACAGUGCAUCCAUCUUAAUGGCUUUGGCUAUCUGUUGAGAAUAUUCAGUGUACUGUAUAUUAUCCGUUCCAACAAGAGCGGGAACCAUGAAAAAGGCUACUUGUUUUCUGCUUCGAGCACAACAAAGUGAACUACAACAACAUUUCUACAUGUAAAUGUAAAAUCUGCCUGUUUGAUGCAAUAAGUAUUACAAUGUUAGUAGUGUAAACAGUUUCUGAAAACUGUGUAUCUUAUAUGAACAUGUUGUAUCUAAUUCAAAAUUUUUCAUCAGAUAAACUCAUUGGGUCAGUUACCAAGCAGCUCUCUUCUUCUGGUUUGCCAUAUUCAUGCAUUUUGACAGCAGCAGCCCCAAGUCAGGUGAGAAUAUAUGUAUAAUACUUAAACAUUCUCAAAAUACAUUCAUUCCUGUUCCUUCUGUCUAUGAUAGUGUGAGUUAAAAAUGUCAAACAACAACAACAACAAAAAAAAAUGAAACUUUCAUGUGUAAGACUUUGUUUUGUGAAAUUUGAUAUUUAUUUCUCAGGCUCUCAUAAGAAUUAAUUUUCUUUGGUGUUAUUACAUAUAACUAAUUACAUCUAUAGCCCUUGAAAAAUGUAAAAAGGAAUGCAAUAUUGUUAUUAUUCUGGUAUAAGGUUUUUGUCCGCUGAAAAUUAAAAUUACUCAGUUUCCUGAUGGAUUCUGUCUUAAUCCCUUGCUUUCUAACCAACUUCCUUAUAACAAAAUCUCGUCUGAGUUUAAGUAACACAGAAAUCCUAUGUGAGGAACAUUUAAAGUUUUAAACUUUUCUUGGCUAUUAUUUGCAAGUCUUGUGAUAGGUCAAAAUCUUUUAACACAAAAAAAAAACUCCCCUUUUAAAGGAGUUAAACUAUAUUUUAUUUUGUAGACUGCCUUUCUGUAGGUUAAUGUAUUCUAUGUGUGAAAAUGAAACAUUCCUAUGGGAGGAAAGCGUAUUACGCCAUAACAAAAGAAAUUGCUUCCCUUCUUACCCGGAUUAUUACUUAAGCCAUUACCUUUGAAUUGAACAUUCUGAGGGCAUUUAUUUCGUUUUCGUAAUUAAAUAAUUAAGUAACUAGAAAUCACCGGUAGUGAGCUACAGUUGAACCUCUCGUCAGUGGCCACCUUGGGGACAGAAAGGAAAGAAAGUGGCCAUUGCAGUGUGGUGACUGUUGUAGAGAGGUUUAAACAAGAGUCAAUGUAUGGACUGUCCGCCAAAAAAGUGGCCAUUGUAGAGAGGUUUAAACAAGAGUCUAUGUAUGGAUUGUCCGCUGGAAGAAAGUAGCAAUUGUAGAGAGGUUUAAACAAGAGUCAUUGUGUGGACUUUCUGCUAAAAAAAAGUGGCCAUUGUAGAGAGGUUUAAACAAGAGUCAAUGUACCCAUGUAUGGACUGUCCACCCUAAGAAGUGACCAUUGUAGAGAGGUGGCCGUUAGUGGUGGUUCGACUCUCAAUUAACUGCAAUGAAAACAGCAGUAUAAAUAUCUCUAAUAAAGUGAAUUUGGUUUUUUCAGUGUUCACUACAAAAAAUAUUAGUCUAACUUGCUCCAUUUAUCACAUGUGGGCAAAUUUCCCUGGAUUCUUAUAAUUUGGUAAGAAAGGGAAACUAACUGUCAUGCAGUCUUGUCCUCCAUAAAAAUAAUGUCAAAAGAUUUUUAAAUGGCCCUUACUAGUUACUAAUUAAAACUGUAAAAAGUUACAUCAAACAGUUCUUCAUGUUAUGUUAUCUUUUUAGGCUGUUCAGGAAAGGCAGCUGUUAGAGGAGAGGUCUACUAUUGCCCAUGAUCGACUACGGAGGGCUGUAGAGUCUGUAACUUAUGAAUCUUCAAAGCUCGUAAAUAGAAGCCUGUUUGUUAACGCGGAUUGUAUUCUAUUGUACUCAAAAGGACUUACGUUUAAACAUGCAAAUGGAACGUAUGAUAUCUUCAACAUGACAAAUCAGUACACCGCAUCUUCAAAUUGCAAAGAAAAAAAUUCUACUGAUAGGUAGGAUUAAUAAUAAUAAUUAUUAAUGUUGAUAAUCAUUGGGUACUAAUACUUCAGAUGCUGGGCCUUUCUAUGGGUAAUUCCAACGAAAUCAAAGUCGCAAUAUUGCUGUUGAAUGAUGAUGACCUUAGACAUUUAUACAAUGAUUAACUUGUGAACAAACUAUGUGGUGGAUCUAACGGUGGUUCUUUAAAUUUGUGUUGAAGUAGAUUUUAGUUUUGUUUUAGAAGCACAGAUUUUUAUAUUUUUUAAAACAGACAGCAGUUUGAACAUUUUAAUUUUUUAAUUACUGUAAAUCAGUUUUGUUAAAAACUGAUUUCUCACUGUUUCAAAAUAUAGAUAUUUCUUUUUCAUUUUUGAGCUUACUGGCUCAUAGCCAGUUGAGGCUCAAUGCUAUUGUGGGCAUAAGAAUGAAUGAAUGAAUGAUGUUAAGAUCAUUUCUAUUGUUCUGGGGUAUGUGUAGUAACGCUGACCUUCAGAGCCGAAGGGAAAAGGGCUCAAUACCUGUUAUCACCUUUUUUUUACUCUGUUUUAUAAAGCGUUUUUUUUGACGAGGAGGAAUUUGAUACUGAUCAUUCUUAGGGCUUUUUAAAAAGUUUAAAUCAGAUAAAAUCAGCAUGCAAAGAAAGUCGUGUCCAAUAGCCUGGGGCUAGUGGAUUUUGCUAUCGGGUGAUAUUUGUUUUUAACUUGCCUGACAGGCAAGUGCUGUUUUUUGGGGAAAUUCAAAUUACAGACGGAUUGUAAUCAAUCUUGCUAAUCAAAAAGGGUUUUGGAAUGACUUGUGGGCUAGUACAUGCUAGCUACAGCUUGCCCGAAUGGCAUGCUGUAAAACUGACUUUCUUUACACCCUGUAAAAUGCCCCAUUAUAUUUAAAACAUAAGCUGUUUGUGUUCGUGAGGAAUGGUCUUUCAAAUAUCAUAUUACAGGAAAGUGUUCUGUUUUGACUCAUGAUAAGUCUCAAAUUGGUUUAACCAAAAUUAAUUUCUUUGCUAUUUCUAUCCAUUUGUAAUAACUGCUUUAUGUGUUGAUUGACUUUUACUAGUAAUGAAUAUUUUUUAAUUGUUGGUAUUGUUAACAAUUGAAAAUCUUAAUGUCGGAGAGUGCAAACAUGAAUCUGUCACUGUUAGUAUGCAAACAUUCAUUUUAAAUGUCACAAAUUUGCAUAAUUUCUAAACAAAUGACAUUUUAAAAAUUUUAUCUUAUGGUAAUUUCAUUACAACAUUUGCGUGCCUAAUCUUGGCAAAAAAUUACAAUAGUUCCAGAACCAUAUCUUUGAAAGUUUUAACAGCUACUUUGCCUGUGGCUGCCCAACCAACCUUAAUUGCUAUAAAGCACUUAUAGCAUGUAACAGAUAGUGAAAGAAAGUGAACAUGUCGAUUAGAAGUCGCUACACAAUGUGACUGCCUCGAAGAACGAUUUUGUUUUGCAAGCACGUGAUUUUUGUACAGACUAUUCAAUGCCAGUAAGCUCAUGUCCUCUCUGACGACUAUUGUUUCUAAAUCUCGGUGAAGUUUCCUCAAAUUGACUCCCUACGGAUUGUGUCCAAGCUCGGAAAAACAUGCGAUGAAAGCAGCAUCUGUGGCAACCCAUGGAGAGGCUUGAUGCUCUUAUAAGCUACUGCUUUAAAUAGCACUCCCCAACCCAAUGGUGCUCAAAUAAAGUGAUUAUACAAAAUUGAGGUUGAUUAGAAGAAGCAAUAACAGGACAUUAGAAGCAAAUGCAAAUUUGUGCAACUUAAAUUACCUAUGCUUCUAAAGCACUGAUAAUACUUUGUUUUUGCUAUUUGAUGUUACAAAAUAAUGUGGUCAUGUCAAGUAAAGGCAAUAUCAAAAAAAAGUCAAUUUCGAAGUCAUUGCUUACGCACGUAGACAUAAUAUGACAACAGUAAUCUAAUAUUGCGUUCUGCAUAGAGGAAGAAGAUGGCCUUAGGCAUUAGAAGUCUUAAUUAAUGCUUAUUACUGAUAAUAUUUAGCUAUAGUAAAUUGUCUGGUGAUAGUGUCAGGCUUGUCUUUUCCCCCCUUCUCUUUCUGGUACUUUUUUUCUUGUUUUAAGGUAAAGUGAUUUGAGCCAGUAGAUUUCAAAAAAUGGAUUGUAUUUUAAUAAAACAAAAUUACUGUUACUCUAAGCUCCUUUCGAAACAAAGAUCAAGUCUUUGAGCAAGAAAUGGUAUCAGGUAGGGAAAUGCGCAAAACAGAAGUUAUGGAGAGAAGUAAUUAUUGCUCCAGCUGAAGGAGUGAGAAACAAAUAAUGAAAGAGAAUUUAAAAUUUUAUGUAAUGAAAUAAAUGCAUGUCCAUUCUUUGCAGCAUUGAAGUGAAAUUUAUAAUGGACAAUGCCACUUUUGACCUGAGGUAAGAACCUUUCCUCUUUGGAUACGGUAAAAUUCUGAAAAUAAGCCCCGGGGCUUAUAUGUUGCAAAGGCCCUCUUUGAGGGGGUUAUUUUUGGAGAGCCUUAUAUUCGGAGGGGCUUACCUGCGAAGGGAAAUUUGCAUUUCCAAAUUGACUGGGCUAGCCUUAUAGUUGGAAGUAAAUUUUAUGUUUUUGCUUUGUUUUACUUUGUUAUGUGAGGGCAAUUUUCCAAGUACAAGCCCCCAGGGGGGCGUAUAUUUGGAGGGGUGAUUUAACGGAGGGUUUUUUGCGUUACCAGUUUGGGGGGCUUACAUUUGGACGGGCUUAUUUUCGGAAUUUUACAGUAUUCAUUACAAUCUAAACCCCUGGAGAAGAAUUCAUGAAAAUUCAAUUCACUGUGAUGCUGAAUUGGAUGUCUGAUCCUAUUCAAUUCCACCAUUAUUUGUUUUGGACAACCUUCACUUUGUCCGUCUGUAGAGUUAGUGGUGGUUUUAGAACCAUUCGUGAACUACUGUUAUCAUUGGUUGGUUAGAAGUUUACUCUCUCAUUAUUCUUCAAAAUAAUAUUAUUGUGAUGAAACAUUGUCACAGUUUACUUUUCAGAGAGUAUAUGUUGUAGUUCAAUUUUAUCCUUGGUUUAAAUUUUCUUUUCGUUUGUUUCAAACUCAUUAUCAUACAUUUCCUUACCCAAAAAAAAAGAAAAUAAAAUUUAAACCAAGGACAAAAUUGAACCACAACAUAAUUAAUUAUACAUUAUGUCUGUAUCUUUUUUCUUUCAUUAGCUUUAAGAAUUGUGAACAAGAAGCUCCCAAAAAUAAUAAUUUUGUUUAUGAACUGCUAACUUGCAUGCAAUUAUGAAUAGUGGACUUCCAAACAGAGUGCUGACUGACUUAAUGCUCAUUCUAGGAUGCACUUUUGCUUUAUUCAUGCACUUAUUGGCUGUGAAACAAAAACAAGUUAUUCUCAGUAGUGGGUCAAAUUGUCGCAUGCACAAAAUGUACUCUAAAGGGGGCAAGGAGGUUCUGUUUCGUUUUGUUUUGUUUUGUUUUUCAAAAGACAUUUUAAAUACAUGCCUCAAUGUGCAGCAGUUCUAAAUUUCUAGAGUGAACAUUGUUGACUUAUUGUUUAUGUUUUCUCCCAAUUUUUUAGCUUUACUUUCCUCACUAAUGGAUCAAGUGGACAAUGGGCAUGCUCUGAUGCCACCUUAGAUGUGAAUGGUAAAUUUGAUGGUGAUGAUGUGAAAGAAACAUUGUCAUUCAACUGUAGUGAUAUUCUGAUGGGUCCAACUAUAUAUUCAUAUAGUUGUGUGAACGUUACAUUAAGCUCAGGGACCAGUUCACUAAUUUUCAGUCAGUUUCAGGUAAGGCUAAUCAGUGUGAUUCUCUUGGGUUGCUUGCUUAAUAAGAGUUGUAGGAGCUCAAAUCUUAUGAUUAAUAUAAUUAUUCACCGAAGUGGAGGUGGCUAGUGGUGGUUAUAUGUACCAAAGCCGCGAAGCGGUGAGAUAAAUAUCAACCACUUGCCACCGACACUUCGGUGAAUAAUUUUAGUAUAUAUACUAAAACAGUGAGAUAAUUGAGCACAAAAAUGAUGAUCUUUAACUCAUUUACUGUUGCCAAUGAUUACAAUUUUGGUGCGCAAUGACCAAACGGCUAUGGUCGUCGCUUUUCUUGCUGACAAAUAAAACUUUUGAAGGCAUUUGUUUAGCUCUUGCGGGGAAAUUUCUUCAAAAGGAGUUGUGAAUUCUUUUUGUGUUUAAAAUCAUUCUGUAAAAAAGAUCAGUAAGUUUAGUUUUAAGCUUAUUUAUGAACAAGUCAACUAAAUAAAGUAACGCAAGACUUAAGCUUAAUUUGCAUUUGUAAACAAAAAACUUUUUCACCAGUUUUAGCUAUAAAUUCAAGUCCAAAAGUCAAAGCUUUACCUGUUAAAACUUCCAAACCGAACUUUGUCACCUUCUUCGUGUACUUCAGGAACAGCUUGUCUGAUUAGUUGUGAAAUUUCUUUGUUUGUUACGGCAGCAAACCGGGAAGGCAUUUUGCUCGCAACUUAAGUGAGUCUCGUGUUGCUCACUUAGAGGAACUGGAGGUGAAUCAGUGAAUAGUGCAGGAUAUUCACUGAUUGAGUAGCCAAUCAGAGCGUGCAAAAAACACUAUCCACUGUUUUAGUAUAUACUAAAUAGAUUUAGCCAGGGCUGAAAGCGAAGCUCCUGUUAAUAUAAUUAUAGUAAAUAUUCAAACAAAAAAUAAAAUAAUUAUUGUGUAAUGCUGAAUGGCAACGGACUUGUAGCACGAUACACAUGUACAUUAGUGGUUGCUCCAAUAUAUUUUCCUAUAUCUUUGCAAGCUAAUGACGGAUUUCGUUUAAACUUUAUACCUUACUUCAACAAGGAUUGUAGUUAAGUGAUAUGUUAAAAAAAUAUCAUUUGGAGGAACCUAGGAAUAAAAAAAUCUUGAAGAUGAAAGAAAAUAGUUACAAAAUCAGCGUGUAACGCGUAACAGCUUUUUCGCAUGAAAUAGUUAAAAAGUAAAAUUUCACCCUUAACACUAUCUCAUCAAGAAAAUUCAACACAGCAGAAAUAUUAAAUAGGAAAAAACGACACCAUACGCAAAAUUACAGUUCUCUUCAUUUAUUUUUGAAAUAACGAGAAUUAUAAUUCUAGGGACGGUUGCCAUUAAAUGCCUGUGUAACGCUCGAGGUCCAACAGCGCUCCAUGCCUUACAAAUAUAAGGCUAGCGACUUCCAAACGCACCUACAAAAGAAGAUAAUUCGUCUGAGUAAAGUUCAUAACAUUGUUUACCAUCAAGUAAGAAAGGUUUUUAAAGAUUACUCACGGCGAUGAAGAAAUAAAGAAUUUUCGUGUUCGGAAACUAAACUGUUGUGUACUUUUGAUGUGUGAAAUUAAAUAUUACUUACCCAAAAGAAAACUUGUAUCUCAGCCUCUAGUUAACAACGGUCGCUGAUACACAGCUGCAACACAGUUCAGUUACUGGUCUUCAAAUCCUGGUUAUGUUUUUAGUCUUCAAUAGGCUUAAAACGAAGAAAUUCUACAAAUGGUGAAUCGGAAACAUAUUUCCAGUUGAAUGCCAUGUUUGUCUAAGCGUUACGAUCGAAUUACCACCACACUCGCAGCAGAAAACUUCCCAAAUGAAACUUGAAUUCAAGCCAUUUUCCAGCCGAAAUCCACAAGAAACAUCGAAGGAGUCCUGUGUAACCUCUCCUUAGUAUCUGGGGGGUGUUUUUAUAACAAAUCAGGGGCAAAAAGCGGGAAAACGUGAGGUAAAAAUAGAGUGGACGUCACGAUUGCGUUACACAAAUACAGAGAUGAAUACCGAGAAGAAAAGCCUUUCAAAUAAAUGUAGAGGGAAUAAAAGAUCAAGAAAAAGAAAGAGGCAGACAAAAAGCGCUUCGAGCUUAAUAAAUUUGUUGUAUUUUAGCGAUAAUAGUCAUGCUAAGCAAGCCAAAAAGUCAGAUGCCACGCCCACAAAGGAUUCUGGGUAAUUUCUAAAAUAAGCUGUAGACAAGAAUUAUACCAUGAAAAUUUUCCAAAAAUGUUUCUUUGAUGUUAAUUACUUAAUAUCUGGCAAGUAAUGAUGGUUUGGGAAUAUUUUACUCAUUUUCAUAAAGGUGCCCUAUGUUACACUGAUGUACAUGUGUAUCGUGCUACAAGUCACGGCAAUGAGUCAGUGGCAAAAAAAUCAAUAGGUCUAAAUAGCAAAAAAAAAAACAACUGUGAAACAACUGCUAUGUGAAACUUCCUAGUUAUAUGUUUUAUGGAGGAAAUGUCAUAUGUGUUCGUGUUCGCUCUUUUUCACUGUCCCUCAUUUUCACCUUGGUGGCCGCCAGCAUUUCUCAUUUUCUCAGUACCGCUCUAAAGUUUCAUGUUUUUGUUUCAUCGAAAUUCAUCUCUUUUGUUUUCAAUCUCUUGCUAAGCGUAGCUCUUUCUCUGCUAUCCUCGCCAGUUUAGACAUAGAAAUUUAGUCAGAAAAAAGACCAGAUUAAAAUGUGAUGCUCCAUAGUGUAGCGGCAUCAGCUCCGGUGUUGGAGAGAUCCAUGAAACUAAGAAAAACUAAGCGACUCACAGGUUCCACAAGGCUGGGGUUUAUUGUGCCAACUUUUACAGUGAUCCCGUUGUAGGACGUGUUGGGGCGAACGCUCUAGUAGGUUCUGAGUUCAACAGUAAUAAAGCUUGAAAUGGUUACCCGUCAAAUUUCUGUGAGCCUUAGAGAAAACUACGCACGUCUAGCAGUAUUUAAGCUAAGGUCAUGUGACGGCUGGCGGAAAAUCAUUGUGACGUAAAAUGCGGUUACAAUAAAGAAAAUGGCUAAAAAUACAACAAAACUAAACUAAGGCACACGGGUGCCGUUACACAUAGCAUUACUAGUUACCGUGAAAUUAUGAAAUUAAGGCCCACAGCCUUUGAUCUGAAGUUCCCUUGGUAUUAGAAUAAAGAACAAGAACUUUCUAAGUGCAGUGCUGACCAGAUGACUUGUGAUAGUUGAGUUUCCAAAUACAUGUGGUAGAACAAUAAAUUAUUUUAGGUCAAGCAAAAUGCACACUUUUCUUAAAUGCUGUCAUUGUUUUAAGACAGAAGAAUCACCUGGACUGACUAGGUUUUUGCCUUUGACAUUAAAAGUCCUUCAUCAUUGUUGUUUGGAAUAAACAAGCUUCAUAAAUUUAUGUCCAUUUUUGUCAGUUGCUCUCCCCUUAUGGUAAUUCUCUUAUCCCGUCAGUUCUCAUACAUGUGUAAAGAUCAUGGAAUCUCCUGAAAUAAAGCUGUGCUGGAUCUAAAACUUGAGAGAAAGUGGACCUGUUCUUGAAAAUAAUUUUUCUUGGCAGGUUGGCUGAACCCUUCCCCUUCCAGCAUACAUAGACAGUCAGGCUUAAGGAUUUUGCUAUUGGGCUAGUGAAUUCUGUUCUUAACUUGUCCAACGGGCCAGUGGAUUCAUUAGGGGCGAUUUAGACUGCGAGCUGUCUCUUUUUCUUCAGAUUUAGUGAGGGGAGCGCAUAAGCUUUUGCUCGAUGGGCCAAGAAAAAAAGGGAGACUGCUUGUAGUCUGAAGAGAAUUCAAAUUACAGAAGAACUUCAAUCAAUCCUGCUCUUCAAAAAGUUUUUCUGGCCAGUGGAAAUGGCUUUUGGGGCUAGCACAUGCCAGCUAUUAUUUAUGCUUGCAAAUGAGAAUUUGAUCUUGACCUUGAGGUUUAAAAGGUUGACAAAAUUUGCUGAAGUGUGCUUUUUGAUUGCAGGUGCAGCCUUUUAAUGUCAAGAAUGGCACCUUUGCAUAUGCAUACGAUUGUACUGGCUUCUUCACCAUCCCAAUUUUCAUGGGUUUGAUUGUUGUGGGAGUUUUGCUUAUCAUUCUUUUUGUUGGCAUUUUAGCCAUGUUCAGCCUGACUACGAUGGACAGAUUUGAUGAUCCUAAGGGUCCAACAAUUCAUGUUCCAACUGGUUAAAUAACAGUGAAUACACAACGUGAAGGCCUUCUCAUUAUUUGUCAUUUGAUAGGAAUUUUCUUAACUUCAAUUAACAGUGUUGUGGCGUAAUUUGUGAUGUUACCAGUUGUGUUUGCACUUGUGUAAUCUUGCAGGCAUUGACAACUGCUGUCAUGUUGCGGCCAGCUGUAAUGAGAAUUUAUACUAAUAAUAGUUAUUAUUAUUCUUGAAGAGCUGCGUGAAAGAUGUCUUCUCAUCUUCUGGUAAUGACUUCUGAUCAGUAGUCAUGUGGACAUUUCUUUCAUGCAACUCUAAGAUCAAUAAUUGCCUUGGAUUGAAAAGCAAAACAAAAAUCAAUGGAGACUUGCGCAUCACAUUCUGAGUCACUGCGACCCUUAUUCUGUGCUCCUUAAGUCAACUGUAGUUGAUUACACUUCACAAAAGCUGAAAGAUGUAGCCAUGUUUAAGACUUAAAUGCUGCAUGCUUGUAAAAAAAAAUCAGUUAUCUGGAUGGUUCCAACAUGCAAGAGAGAAAUAGUCAGUUUAAUUUGUUAUGUUAUUUGAUAGUUAUUGAGAAUGGAAAAGUUCUUUGAGUUCUUUGAAGUACAGAACUGUAUGUCUUGCUUUCCAUUUUAUGAACACUCAUUAAAGAGUAACACAACCAUGACAGACAGAAACUAGGAAGGUUUCAGGAAAAUAUUGAAUUUAGGUUCUAGUAAAUACAUAUUAAAUGUAUCGUAUGACUGAUUUUUAAUAUGUCGUAAUGGUAUUUAAUUUCUCUUUAUUGCAGUCAACCCCUACAGAUUAGCUUUCUUGGCAUUUAAUUUUGUGCCAGGUUGCAAAAUUGAUUUAAUUAUUACAUUUGAAAGAUGGCUUCUCUAUUUGUUGCGGAGAUGAAAAUUUAAAAAAUGGCAGCCAUUUUCUCUGACACACAAAUUUGCCUCAUUUUCACGCAAGCUACUUGCCUCAUAUUAAUGUCAAUGCCAUAUGACAUCACAAACAUUCUUCAUUGUCAAAAUCAUGUGAUGUAUUACACACGUUCUCCGUUGCCUCAAAACCAUGUGACGUCAUUCACAAAUUGGAAUCUUGACCACACUGUGAUUACUACUGGUUAUCAGCCUUCGUAACGGGUGGGAUUAGCGGGUAAUUGCUGUUGCUGUUUGCUUUGCUUAGUGGCUUUUCCAACAAGAAAGUACCCCAGGCAUAACAAUCUCGUCUACUACGCAGGCUACUAGUUAUUGCCUUAGUUGGCUUAAAUCCCCUCAAAAUGGUACCAUAGUUACUGCUGAUUAAAACAAACAUCCUCCACCCUGUUCAUCACAAAAUGUCUUCUUUUCUUAUAGUACAUUUGAGGAGAGUCAUUAUUUGUUUGAGGAUCAAUAUCUUUUUUUGAUUUUCUUUCCUUUAUUUUCAUUACUUUUGUGAGAAGUCAUUCUAAGGAGAAAUUAGAUUCCAAUCGCUGUUGAGGCUUAGGAUAAGCUGACAAAUUGUUUGUGUUGAUUUAAAUCUGUGGGAUAUUAUAAUGAUAGCAAGUUGUUUAAUGAAUUAUUAUAAAGUGCAUUAUUUUUGGAAAUUGUUCAGUUUUUAUCCUAUUACGAAAACUAGUUUUAAGUCCUAACAGGUCAACCCAGUAUAUUUUGAAUCCAAAGAAAUCAAUAUGCCUAAUAAAUUCCUUUACAAGUAGGAGAUUUUCUAUGCUUAUGUUUCAUUUGACUUGUUAGUUGGAUAAGCAAUUUUUGUUACCACUAUUUUGCUGUAGAACUCACCAUCCAGCUGAACAAGUGAAUUGUCUUCGAAAAGUUAGUUGUAUUUAUGAUCUGACGAAGCUAUGAGAGUUAGCAAUUGUUAAGAAAAUUAAUUUACUCCAUCUUUUGAAGACAAUGGUAUUUUAUCCAAUAGCAUGCAGAGUGUACUUAUUCAAAUAAGGGCUGCAAUAAAAAAGGCAUGCAGUGCUU